Messenger RNA from Oncorhynchus keta (chum salmon), 5067 nucleotides. RefSeq lists its product as uncharacterized. NCBI's taxonomy places the organism in Eukaryota, Metazoa, Chordata, Actinopteri, Salmoniformes, Salmonidae. The coding region runs from base 80 to 1414 and encodes 444 amino acids. The record is from RefSeq and is a predicted model, not a curated record. The transcript is spliced from 15 exons.
CUUCCCGCCUUGCUUUGCUUUGCACCGACAGACUGGAACUCAACACGCAGCACACAGUAGUUUGUAAUUAGAGGCCACCAUGUUUAUUUGUUAUCUGUUUGGUUUAUUAUUGACAAUCCUGUUAAUUCAAGGCUGUUGGGGUGGAGAAGAAACCAAGAAUGUUAGUUGUGCAAGCCUCCGAACUGGAAAUGUGUACAAAUACUGUGUAAAGGAGAAGGAGAAACCUAAACGUGUGGAGUGGCAAUCAGUGUUUUCCAAUGAGACGUCUACGUGGCUUGCUGAACUUUGUCAACACAAAAACACUACACAGGCACCCAAUGUGAUUGAUGUCAGCUACUCCUGCAUCACCCUCCCGGACUGUGUCAAUGUAGACCACACUGCCAUAAGUGAUCGGUCUGAGCAUUUGACCCAUUUCAAUGUGUCUGGUGCAGCAGAUGAGUCAAAGAAGCCUUUGGAGAAAGAGCCUGACAGUCAGAAUACAACUGCAGAUGGAGACCAUCCUGAUACAAACCGUGGUGACACUAGUUUGAUCUGGAAAAUCAUUGUUGGUGUUGUUGCUCCCGUGCUGGUCAUUGCUGGUCUGCUCUUCGUGGUUUGUGUGUUCAAACAUAGGAGAGAAAAACAGUGCAACCAAUUCCACAGAGACGUGGAAGCGGGUCAGGGCAUUCUAGAACCAAACUCCAUUCCUCUGAUGCAGAAUGAGCAACGUGAUACCAGUGACCAAGGAGGUGAGCCAGGAGAGGAGAGCAGGCAGCCCAUGGACAAUGAAGAGACAGGCACUGACAACCCUCUGCUGAAUGGAGAUGCCAGUGGCCAAGGAGAGGAAGGUGUUCUAGGAAUGGAGGAUGGAAAGCUGUCAGACAAUGACAGAGCAGACACUGAAAUAUAUCAGAAGACACAUGCUGAUUCCCAUCCACUGAAUGUACCCAAGGUUGUCAGGGUUAACAGCCAGACUGAUGACCCACAGCUUCUGGGUCAACCUCAGAGCAAUGGACACGUGCCAUAUAGAAGGGAAUUACACCUGACCAAUGGGGCUCCAGGUCAGGGUGCUGGUGAGACUUCACCCCUCCUCUGCAGAAGCCCAGGAGAGGAAGGCGUGCUAGAAGGGCAGGACAGGAAGUCAGCAGAGAGUGGGGGAACAGACCCUGAAUCCUGUCAGAAGACACAUGCUGAACCCCCUCUAGUGAAUGGACACCAAGGUGUCAGGGUUAACGAUGAGACUAAGGAAGCGACUCCUGGUGCACAGAGUGCAGGACCUCCUCAGAUGAAUGGAGGUCCUCCCAUGUCUAACAGAGCUGCUGAGGAAACCACUGCUCUAUUGGACAAACAGACCUUGGACAAGGACCAAGUUACCAAACCUCCUGAGUUAAUAAACCAAGGACCUAAUGACAUGGAGUCAAGAGGAGAACUGUAACAAAUGGUGGACGUUUGUAUAACAAAAGAAAACCUCAGAAGAUAAGAUACAGUAAUAUAUGAUAUACAGUACUUAUUAUAAGAUACAGUAAUAUAUGAUAUACAGUACUUAUUAUAAGAUACAGUAAUAUAUGAUAUACAGUACUUAUGAUAAGAUAAAGUAAUAUAUGAUAUACAGUACUUAUGAUAAGAUACAGUAAUAUAUGAUAUACAGUACUUAUGAUAAGAUACAGUAAUAUAUGAUAUACAGUACUUAUGAUAAGAUACAGUAAUAUAUGAUAUACAGUACUUAUUAUAAGAUACAGUAAUAUAUGAUAUACAGUACUUAUGAUAAGAUAAAGUAAUAUAUGAUAUACAGUACUUAUGAUAAGAUACAGUAAUAUAUGAUAUACAGUGCUUAUGAUAAGAUACAGUAAUAUAUGAUAUACAGUACUUAUGAUAAGAUAAAGUAAUAUAUGAUAUACAGUACUUAUGAUAAGAUACAGUAAUAUAUGAUAUACAGUACUUAUGAUAAGAUAAAGUAAUAUAUGAUAUACAGUACUUAUGAUAAGAUACAGUAAUAUAUGAUAUACAGUACUUAUGAUAAGAUAAAGUAAUAUAUGAUAUACAGUACUUAUGAUAAGAUACAGUAAUAUAUGAUAUACAGUACUUAUGAUAAGAUACAGUAAUAUAUGAUAUACAGUACUUAUGAUAAGAUACAGUAAUAUAUGAUAUACAGUACUUAUGAUAAGAUAAAGUAAUAUAUGAUAUACAGUACUUAUGAUAAGAUACAGUAAUAUAUGAUAUACAGUACUCAACAGUUUAUUAAGUUAAUUCUCUAUGUGACAGCUAUAAUCUAGAUAGGUUAGGAAACGUGUUUAAGUGAAAUCAGUUGAUAUUUCAAAACAGCCCAUUACUUGUAGAUAACUAAAAUGACAAAAUGAUUAUAAUCUGAAAAUGAGUGUGACUUAUGACUGAUUAUGAUACAGCAUGUCACAUAUUUAGCUAUACAACAUUAUAAUGAUAUGAAAGGAUGGUAAGAUCAUACUUACACUAGUAUUGUAUACUAUACAUACAAGCAAAUAUAAAUGACAUACUCAUGAGAAGAUGCAUAAAACAUAAACCUCUUUAGUAGAGACAUUUCCAAGAUCAGGAGGUCUCAAUGUCUUGUGGACAUGUCAAAUAGCUAAACAUUGACCGGGCGUUAUUAUUUACACUAUGUAUACACAAAUGUAUGUGGACACCCCUUCAAAUUAGUGGAUAUGUCUAUUUCAGCGACACCCGUUGCUGACAGGUGUAUAAAAUUGAUUACACAGCCAUGCAAUCUCCAUAGACAAACAUUGGCAGUAGAAUAACCUUACUGAAGAGCUCAGUGACUUUCAAUGUGGCACCGUCAUAGGAUGCUACCUUUCCAACCAGUCAGUUCAUCAAAUCUCCGUGGGGCGACGCACAAUUGGCCUAGCAUCAUCCGGGUUAGGGAGGGUUUGGCCGGUAGGGAAAUCCUUGUCUCAUCGCGCACCAGUGACUCCUGUGGCGGGCCGGGCGCAGUGCGCGCUAACCAAGGUUGCCAGGUGCACGGUGUUCAUCACUCCCGAGCCCGUACGGGGGUUGUAGCGAUGAGACAAGAUAGUAGCUACUAAACAAUUGAAUACCACGAAAUUGGGGAGAAAAAGGUGUUAAAAAAAAAAGUAUGAAAAAAUAUAAUAAUAACUUGUAUAAUUUGUCCCAACUUCAGCAAAACAUUUCACAGACUUUUAACACACACCUGUAAUCCUACUUUCAGUAAAGAACAUUAAUCUUCCAUUUUCCUUUAUUUAAACCACUGUUUUCAUAGGAAUAAUAAUAAUAAUAUAUGCCAUUUAGCAGACGCUUUUAUGCAUACAUUCUACGUAUGGGUGGUCCCGGGAAUCGAACCCACUAUCCUGGCGUUACAAGCAUGAUUGGUCAGUUCAAACAGGAUGUUCUCUUUAUAAUGCAAUAUAGGAGCAUUAAUAACACCUUCUAUUCAUAAUGCAUCAGGAUGCACAACAUAGGUGCUAAUAACUGCUCAUGAACAUGUAUAACUACAUAAAGCAUUAUCACCAGGAUGUGUAAUGCCUCAUGAAGAAAAGUAUUACUAUGCCAGAUGCCAUAUUUGAAAAGCACAUUAGGAGCAUUAUAUUAUAUAUUAAGUGAUAUUCUAAUUUCACUGCAUACCCUCUUACACCUAUGUAACUCCGUCUUGAGGGCAUAAAGGGAUAGUUCACCCAAAUUACAAAACGACAUGUUGUUGUUCUUACCCUGUAAGCAGUCUAUGAAGAAGUUAAGAAAGCAAUCCAAUGGUUUUGUUUACUGUACCUGGUUAGGGAAAUGCAAACGUUUUAGCGUUUGUAACCCUGUUAAAAGCAUUUUUUUUGCAAAUCAUCCUAAAGUGUCAACAUUUGAUUGUGUAGCUCAAUUAAGUCAUUCUAAGAUGAUUUGGACAUGAAGCACAAAAACAAUGCAAGAAAUGGGAUAUUGGCUUCACAUUACUUGACAUUGGAUUUGAUCUAAAAAGUUUGCAUUUGAAGACAGUGGUCAGGUAAACAAAACCAAAGCAUGGAUUACUGUCUGACCUUGUCCAUAGACUGAUUAUGGCGUAAAGAAAGCAAAUGAUAUUUUGUAAUUAGGGUGAACUAUCCCUUUAACAGGAGUGCGGAACUCCUACGUGAAGUCGUUACAGUAUAGCCCUCUGACGCAACUUCCUAAAGAGACUUUCAUGUAGGUCAUACCACUUAGCUUCAUCAUAAGGCAUCAUGCUGCCUGCUUAAAAUGCUGUAGGAAUAUAUAGACAUUUAGGAAUAUAUAGACAUUAGCAGCCAUUAGUGCCAUUGUCAUGCAAUAUGAUGUAUAUAUUCAUAGAUUAUAAGGUGUUAUAAAUACACUUAUCACACAUUAUGAAGAGGGUAUUCAUAGGAAGUGUUACCCACAGGUCCAGCAGAAGGAACUGUACCCCACAUCCCCACCUACUAGUGACAUUGUGAAAAAUACCACAACUUUAGACAGGAAUUGUGUAGCUAUGUUGACAUUUGUGUUCACCGUUUAAUUAGAAUGUUUAACACAUUGAGAGUAUCGGUCAGGUCAAAUGACUUAGGCGAAUGACAUACCCACAUACACUGACACCUUAUAACCUUAGUGUCAGAAAAGGUCCAUUUUCUUCACAUUAUAAUUAUUUGUUUACUUACUUGUAAUGUAUUUGAUAUGUCCUGUCUGUGGGUUGAUCUCAUAUAUUGAUGAAUGGCUUUCGCCUGAUGCUUUUUAUGGUUAGUUACCUUACAUAUGUAUUUAGUUUCAUUUCCUUAUUACAUUUUCAUUUCCAUUUUAUAGUACUAUGCAUUUUGACUGUUGGAUUGAUAUGAUCUGCUCAUACAUUUCCCUACAAGUGAGUGAGUUAAGACUAUUGUUUAGUGAACGACUCAGGUCUGAUGGAUACAGUUGUCCCUCAUACUCUCAUGUAUUAUUUGUAAGAAACUUUCUGCAUGUAUCUGUAUGAGGAAACCUCUACAUUAUUGUCAUAUCUACUUUUUAGCCUGCAAGUUUAGGAGGGCUAUUCUGCAGAGUUUUGUGUGUUAUAUAUUAGAAAUGUAGAACCUAAGAUGACUUCUUAGUUUUAUAAUAUGUGUUUAAUUCCUUUUAUCAUUAAAACAUUCCUUUCCA